Molecule: messenger RNA, 15455 nt
Organism: Ahaetulla prasina
Lineage: Eukaryota; Metazoa; Chordata; Lepidosauria; Squamata; Colubridae
Gene: ASXL2
Product: ASXL transcriptional regulator 2
Exons: 12
Coding region: 4150-8154 (1334 amino acids)
Biological process (GO): animal organ morphogenesis; positive regulation of transcription by RNA polymerase II
Cellular component (GO): PR-DUB complex
Molecular function (GO): peroxisome proliferator activated receptor binding; chromatin binding; DNA binding
Source: RefSeq, a predicted model, not a curated record
CCAGCUGCCAUGAGGGAAAAGGGCCGCAAGAAGAAGGGCAGGACCUGGGCAGAGGCCGCCAGGACGGUUCUGGAAAAAAAUCCUAACAGACCAAUGAGCCAUAAAGAGAUUCUUCAGGUUAUCCAAAAAGAAGGGUUAAAAGAGAUUAGGUGAGUACGAAUUAUUAUACUGCUUGCUACUCCUAAUAACAUAAACAGAAAUAUUUUCCAACUGUAGAUUUUGUAAGUAUUGCAGGUACAAAUAGCUGACCAAGGCAACAUAUCCAUUCUUCUGAUGUUCAUUUUGUGCUGCCAAAUUUUCUUUCAGAUGUUUUGUUUCUAGAUUCAAGUUUAUUUUUUUGUAUGUAUGAAAACACUGAAUAGGGAACUAAUGCUACUUGGUAACGGACAAAAAGGAGUUUUGUUCAUUAACUGGAGGGCAACUUCCUGGUUAAAGUAGUAUCAUCUUGAUGUCAUGUGCCUUAAAAUUUUUACUUUUCAGAGCUGCUUGGGGGUUGAGACUGAGUUAUCAAUCAAUAAAUCAUUAGUUAUUUCACUAAGUUUAGGAACUGAACUAAAUUAAGCUUUUCUGGGAAUCACUAUUAUGCUAUGUAUUGCAUGUUUGUUCCAAUUUCCUCUGCGAACUCAAGGUAACUUUUAGAAAGAUCUCCCUUAAUUUUAUCCUAACAACAAUUUUGUGAGGUUGGUUAGGCUGAGAGAGGAUAACAGUUUUAAAAUGAACUCCAUAGUUUGGAUGAACUCUGGCACUUUAAAUACCAUAUUCAUAUUUAUCUAGAUUGCUGUUGGCUACUCUGAUUCUAGAAAACGUUUAAUGAUUUAGACCAAGGGUGUCAAACUCAAGGCCUGCUGGAUCCGGUCCGCAGGGCCAUCCUGGUCUACCCAAUGCAAAGAGGAAACAUGCCAGCAAUUUGGGGAGUGGUGUCAAGCUGGCCACGCUCACUUAGUUGGCCACACCCACCCACUCGACCACAUGCGCCCAGCCCCCCAAGGUCAAUCACAGCCCUGAUGUGGCCCUCAAUGAAAUGAUAUUUGACAUCCCUGAUUUAGACAGUUGAGUUAUUUUCUAAUUUUACUUUUACAGUAUUUUCUUUCCAAGUUGAAUGACAGGGAUUGGAUGAGGCCUUUCAUGAACAAAGGUGCACAAUCAUCUUACCUGUAAGAGAGUAAUAAUGACCUGCCUUACAGUUCAGUUUAAAGAAUUAUUAGAACAAGCAUAUGAAAUACUUGGAAUGUUUUAAUAUGUUUUAUGAAAAUGUUAAAUGCUUGUUGUUAACUAACCUAUCUGCGUAAUGGGAAGCAUUUCAUAGUGGGAAUAAGUACACAAUUAAAAAUAUGUUGGACUAUGUAUGCCUGCUGUGAAGUUGCCGUGUGCAUGCACUGUUUUUACUGGAAAGCAAACAUGGAUUGCAUGCUUUGUAAUCAAAAUGACUUUAUAGUAUUAAAAAAAGUUGCAUAGAAAAUUGAAAUGUAUUCCAUUCAGAUCAGACAAUUUCUAUAUUUAUACAUUUGUUUUGUUUUUAAAAAAGCUUUGUAGUUUGCACUUUUCCUCAGUUUUACUAAAUAGGGUACAUUUUUCGGACUUGAAUACAAUAAAUAAAUUCUUAGCAAUGUAGAGAUCAUGUUUGUAAAACUAACUUUUACUUACAACUUUUUCUGCUAUUAAUUACUACAAGUAUUAUUUUUGUGGGUAAAGAAAUUAUCAAUAUAGUAAAUAUAACUUGCUUAGAAAAUAAAAAUUAAGGAGGUAAAAAUUAGAGGAGUUAAAACCCCUCAUUGAAAAUGGUUAAUGCUACAUUUUUUGAGUGUUUAGCUUGGUUAGUUUGCCUCUGAUGAAGGAUUUACUGCUAAGGAUUUCUAAAAUGUGGCUUGUCCAUUUAAAAGUCAUACAGUAAUGAUUUAAUUUAGUUAAUGUUUCUGUAGAUUGAAGGCACAUUUUUAAUUUGGGAUGGGAUGAGGAAGGGGGUCACAGGAUGUGGGGAUAGGUAUAAUAGCAAUAGCACAUAGACUUAUAUACUGCUUUAUAGUGUUUUUACAGCCCUCUCUAAGCAGUUUACAGAGUCAGCAUAUAUCUGGGUGCCCAUUUUACCCACCUCGGAAGGAUGGAAGGCUGAGUCAACCUUGAGCCUGGUGAGAUUUGAACUGCUGAACUGCAGCUAGCAGUCAGCUGAAGUAGCCUGCAGUACUGCACUCUAACCACUGCACCACCUCGGCUUCUCAGAGAUAAUACUAUCUCCAGAGGGGACAAGACUAAGAUUUUCAGCCCAAUGUUAAAAGCAAAAAAUACUUUAAAAUUUGUGGCAAGCUCUAGUGACUAUGUAUGACCCUGGGAACUCCCAGAACAAGAGGGCUUGAUAUUGUUUAUUUCUUGCUUACACGGACAAAUCUCACUUAAAAUAUUGUUUCCCUUACCCAUAAGAAUUUGAGAGGGGCUUUUUGUUGGGUUUUUUUUUUUUUUGCUCCCUGUUUUCUGAUAUUCUGCCAUUGAUUGGAGAUGUUGCAUUUUCCAGAGAUUUGCCUUUUAAAAUUGCCUAAUUUUGAUGAUUAUUCUUGCUUUACUGGGUCAAGAGAUGGAAUUUAGGUUAAAAAUGCAUUAUUUAUUUUGGUUAAUUAUUAAUUGUACUAGGCCAACUCAGAUGUUUCUAUUUCAAAUCUAAAAGAAUAAAAGAAAUAUAGAACUUUUUAAGAAAUUAGAAAAAGUAAUAAGAACAUCAUAUUACAAUACCUUUCAGAAUUUAGUUGAACGAAUCUGUUAGUACUUUAAAAUAUAAACUAUUCCCUUUCUUCAAUACUUCAAUUAAAAAUAAGGUAGUCAGACACGUUUUCCUUAAAGGCAUGUUUUCCUUUUAAAGAUUUAUUGAAAAAAUCUUAUAUGAACAUUGUAGUUUAAGCUUCAGAAUUGAAGUUACCAGAAAAAGAGUGCAAGGAUGUAUCCAAUGACACAUAAGGCUAUAUUUCUUCACAAUUAGCUUGAUGGUGACUUCCUGGCUCUAGUUCCAGUCUGGAUCAGAUGCUAGAAUGAAUGAAAUUGUGUUCAGUAGUCUCUUCCAAAUGUCAGAUGCUUGCUCGUGAUAACUUUUCUGCUUUCUAAGUCUUUUGGUCGUAGAUACUUCAAGCAAUUUGUUUGCUUGAGAUUUCUGUGUAACAAUAUGGGCUUUUUUUUUCUAGCCACAGUAAUAAAUAAAUAAAUAGAAAUAAAACAAUUUCUAGCAGAAAUUAGGUUCAAUAAAGGGUCAUGGAGUAUUUUAAGCACAUAUAUUUUUAUUAAAUCAUGCAACCAACCCACAAGAGAUGUUCUUAAUUACAUUGGAAGGAAUAUGUUUGUAAAAUGAAUGUGGAACAUGAAAUUCUCAGAUGACAUCUAUAAUAAUGGAGCAGUUCCAGCAAUAUUCUUUGCUCCUACUUAGAGGUGGGAUUGAUUCUGCAGCCUUUUACAGUAUGUUACUGUUUUUUUACCUUCAGUGUAAUUUGGACUUAAAUGCCAAAGCGGUAUCUUUUAUUUAUACUACCAAGACUCCCCCUUGAAACUUGCAAACCCUGCUUGAGGAAUUUGUCCCAUUCUUGUCCCCUUUGUUCUCUAUAAUCUAAGGAAAAUGUCUGGUAUGAGUUGUGUGGGUGGUCAUUGGAAAUAUAUGGAAAUAUUGUUUUACUGACAUACCUAAAUUUUUAUCUUGUUUUUCCCCCUUUACCCAUUCUCAUUGUCUCUUUCAACUUGUUUUUGGGUUUCUUGGAUUUCCAUCUUUUCCAGAAGGUAAGAGCCACAAUUAAUGAAUAAAUUCCUUUGCACAUAAGUAAUGCUACAUUUAUUUCGCUUGCUUGGCAUAGACGCUUAACAAUAAUUUCAUUGCUGUUAGGUUGAAGAAUCAUUUCUCUAUGUACCUAGAGCUUGUUUGUGGGAGGCCAUGGCUAGCCAGAUGAGGUGGGAAGGGCUGACAUUUGCCAGUCAAGUCUUUGUUCCCUUUGACCUUGAAUGAAAGAAGCUUAGCAUUGGGCUCUUCUACUUGGAUGAUAUCAUCUCUGAUUGACUUGGCAGGGUUUUCUGAACCAUCUUGUUGUUCACUCUAGGAUCUUCUGAAUGUUGAAUUAAAAUAAAGCAGAACUUGGGAUCCUUUUUUGGCCCAAAGGCGGCAAUCAUUUAAACCCCUCCAGGGUCAUGCCAGGGAGCCGUACGGAUGGAACUUCUCCACUUGCAUGCCUGAAUGCUAUGCUGCACACCAACUCCCGUGGAGAUGAAGGAAUAUUCUAUAAGGUUCCUGGAAGAAUGGGGGUCUAUACACUGAAAAAAGAUGUUCCUGAUGGACUGAAGGACUUGUCUGAAGGCUCAGAAGAAAGCAGUGAUAUACAAUCAGAUUCCCCCACCUCAGAGAGCAGCUGUAGCAGUAGCAGUGACCAGAGUAGCAAUAAGGAAGGAAGAAAAAGCAGGUGGCAAAGGAAAGUAUCAGCCAGACUUUCACAAGUGUCCUCCCCACAGCCAGGCUGCCAAUCUCCUUCUAUCCCACCAGGUAAAAUCAUCUCUUCAUCUCAGAAGCACAGCAAAAAGGCACUUAAACAAGCCUUGAAGCAAAAGCAAAGGAAGCAGCAUCAUUGCCGAACCAGUGUGCCUGUAUCAACUAAUCACCACCUCCUACAGCAGCAUGUGACGAUUGCUAACCAUCCUGCAAAAGCCGCUUGGGAAGGAAAACAAUCAGAUGGUCAUUCAAGUAGCCCACAGAAUUCUACUUCUAGUUCUUCUCCCUCUGUUAAAACUGAGCCUUCCUUGCCAAUCCUUGGGAAGAAACCAUUCCAGAGAUCUGAGAGGCUCCAUGCAAGGCAGCUGAAGAGGACAAAAUGUGCUGAAAUUGAUGUAGAAACCCCAGAAUCCAUCUUGGUGAACACCAAUCUGCGAGCUCUGAUCAACAAGCAUACAUUCAUGGGACUACCAGUUGAAUGUCAGCAGAAGCUGCUCCUGCUCCUGCCAGAGGUAGACAGGCAGAUUGGAAUGGAUGGCUUGAUGAAGCUUAGCAGUUCUGCCCUCAACAACGAAUUCUUUAAUUCUGCUGCGCAAGGAUGGAAGGAGCGACUGUCAGAAGGGGAGUUCACUCCAGAGAUGCAGCUAAGACUACGGCAGGAAUUAGAAAAGGAGAAGAAAGUGGAACUUUGGAAAGAGCGUUUCUUUGAGAGCUAUUAUGGUCAAAGUUCUGGGCUAAGCCUUGAAGAGUCCAAACAACUGACAGCUUGUAUUCCUACUGUUCAGAAUCAAGCACAGACUGGGAAUCUAGCACCUCAGUUACAGAAAUGCAUAGUAGUCCAUAAAGCAGUACCUGACAAAGAACAGACCAAUUCUCUGGUGGGUCCAAAGGUACAGGUUCUCCCAGCUGUAACAGCAGCCACUAAAGGAGAGGAGAUUGAGCAGCCCAAGGUCUUUAAGCCAGAAGAACUUGUACAUUCUUCUGGCAACAGUGCCUCUUUCCAGAGUAGCAGCCAGAUUCCUCAGAAGAUUUCCAAGAGAGUUGAGGAGCUAGAAGAAGUGGCACCACAGCCUGCUUGCCUGGAGUCUGUGGUGAGACAAAAUCCAAGCAAACCAAAGAAUGCAGCCAUUGCUGGCACUAAACCAAGCCCAGAAGUAAAAUCUCAGGAGAUUUCGGCAAAGGAGGCUCCUGCCACUUGCACAGAACAAAUGGACACUGGAAACCGGGCUUUCAAGAGAAAAUCAGAGAUUCCUGAAGAGGCACUGAUGACACCUGAAAAACAGCUCCACGUGACAGAAAAGUGCCCCAUCAGGCCGCCUUUUCAGGCCCCACAGCAGUGCUUUCCCAUCGCGCCAACACCAAAAGUCCCUCCACUCAGGAUCCACGUCUCCAGAAUCCAAGGAUCUCCAGCAUUACUGUCUGCUAGCCAGGUCUCUCCCAGGCCCCCCUUCCCAAUCAUCAGGAGAACAGGGGCCAGGACUUUGGCCGACGUCAAAGCCAGGGCUAGAAUGGCCAGGGCCCAGCGAGCAGCUGCCGCAGCCGAAGCAGCCGCAGCAGCCUCCAUUGCUGCUACUUCUGCCUCCAUUGUGGAAGCCAUCCCAGGGCCAGGGCCAGGAGGGGGGAAAGGAGAGGACAAGAGCAGUCCACUCUCAGGGAGGCCUCAUGGAGCUACAUUGGACAUGGCAGGCUCUGGAAGCAGGACAAGUCCAAAAAGGGUUGUCCCCUCUUGCCCAGCCCCUUUCUCCCCAACAGACUCCCCAGCUCCAGAACCAGCAGCUACAAGCAGUGCUACUAGAGCACAACUACAGCCGGCUCCCCCAGCACAAUCCAGAACUUCAAGCAGCAACCCGGAGGUGGAGAGGACGUCGAUCUCGCAACCAGCAAUAGGGAGUGUCAACUGUACAAAUCCCCGCCUUUUGACUCUGCCUGCCACUCAGGAUGUCGCAGCUUCUUUGGGCUCAACAGCUGAUCUUGCUUCCAUGAUGGAGAAACUUAGAAAUAACCCUCUUGCUCUGAACCAGGUUACAAGAACAUCCUGUGGCUUUGAGCCUGGAGUGAACUGCAAAAGUAUAUCAGAAACAGCUUCUACCACCAGCACAGGUGUUCCAGAGGACAAAGCCGGAGCCUUGCUUUCUGUAUCUCCUGUGUUGACUGGACCCUUCAAGGCACCCCCUCCCCUUUCUUCUCCACAUGGCACGCUGCCCAUGUCCGCUUUACCUUCUCCUUCCCAUAAUACUUUGUUGGUAGCCCAUACCCCUAAAGUCCCCCCAGGCUCCUCAGGCUCAAGUGGAAGUACCACUGCAGUAAAGGCCAGCUCCAGUAUACCUGCUAAUAAUCCUCUGGUGACUCAGCUGCUGCAAGGUAAAGAAGUCCCAAUGGAGCAGAUCCUCCCAAGGCCUCUGACAAGAGUUGAGAUUAAGUCUGUUGCACUGCCUGUGAAGGAAGGCAAAACAACCACAAUGGUUUCCAGGCCUGGUCCUCCAAGGGAAGGGGAAGGGCAGCUGCAUAUCACUUUCCCAGCAGGUGGGAAGCCAAGCCUUAGUCGCUGUGGACAAUCCCAAAAUCCCCCACCCUUAUCCUCUUUGUCAGGGCAGGACUUGUGGAGCAAACCUACAGAUCUCCACAGUAGCCAGGAAAUGUCAGGCAAGAGUGCCCAAGAACAUAUUCUCCAGACUGUCAUGCAGAAAGUCCCUGUGCAGAGCCUCCCUGCUGCUCCUUCUCCCCCUCCACGUCUUCCCCUCCUCCCCCCUCAUUUCCCAGUAGAGAGCAGCUCCACCAGCCAAAGUUUCACACUGGGAUUCAUAGGGAGAAGGACAUUCAAGCCUGCCAUGUCUGGCCAUUACCUCCUGAAUGUUUCUACCUAUGGACGCUGCCCAGAGAACCUAAGAAGAAAUCUUGCCCAGCCCCCAGAGAGCCACCUAUGCUCAGAUGAGCCCCCAAAGAAAUUAGAGGAACAGAAGCAUACAUCUAGAGAUGACAGUAACAUUAGCGGUGGUGAAGAUGAAGGGGAUACAGAUGGCAACGUGACUGAACAGGCAACAGCGCAUCUCAAGGUUAAAGAGGAACCUCUGGCUCCAGAAAGAGGAGGAGGAAGGCAGGCAGCUUCAAAGAUAAAACUGGAGCAGGCAACAAUAAGCCACAAGGAUGGAAACAUUUGCUUAUUCCCAGCAGGUCAAGACUAUGCUGAAAGCAACUCGACAAAAGAUUUUAUUCAGGCUGCCCAAGUGGCUCAAAAAACUAGAAGAGAAAGGAGAUCUUGCAGUGGGGAACUUCAGACUUGUGCUCCAGCAAAUGUUACCCCACAGCGGCCACUGCUUCUCUCACCCUCACCCUCUCAGCUCUUUGGAAACCCUUCUCCUGCGCAACUUAUUGGACCAGGCUACAGUGGCACGAUUAAUGUUUCCACUUCUCCAGACAUGCAUCAGGACACUCUCCUGACUGGACUGUCAGACCCCAGCCGCAUGGGAGAUGUAGUGUCCUUCUCUGUAACUGUAACUGCUAUCCCUGCUAACCACUCAGCAAAUACUGGUAGCCAUGGACAAUCUCUUCGUGGCCAGGCUUUUGCAGAAGAUGGUGGCUUGGAGGACUUGCCUUCCAAGUGCUACUGUCGCUUGAAAGCCAUGAUUGUGUGCAAGGGCUGCGGGGCCUUUUGCCAUGAUGACUGUAUUGGCCCCUCCAAGCUCUGUGUUUCCUGUCUUGUUGUGCGGUAGCAGGUUUUUCUAGAUGGCAUCUCAUCUAGGGAGCAGGAAGGGCAUGCUGCUGAGUCAAGAGUCCCUGUCCUUAUCCCACUCCACAUCUACUUGGUUUCCUUGAGAAUGAAGAAAGCACCUUGGAUGAAUGGCUGAACCCAGUGGGACAAGUGUGUGCACUUAAGGAAUCAUGUAAAUAUGUUGCAUUGUUUUGUCUUAAAGAUUAUUUUUUUUCCUAACCUUGAGAUAAAUCUGUGGAUGUGAACCUGAUGCUCAUUUUGCCUCUUGUCCUGUAGUAGCAGAAUUCUGGCCCAGUAAGUCCCUAUUCACCUUCAGUGCCCCUGUUUCCCAUAGGGCCUGAUUUGCCUCCACCUUGCUACCAUCGUGGCCUCCGUGUUUUUCUUUGAAUGGACUUGUCAAAUGUCCCAGUGAAACAUAGUGGUUGAGACUAUUACAUCAGCAGCCCUAAGCAACAGGAGCAUGCAAAAGGUGGGCAGAUACCCUACCGCCCAGUUGAAUUUUAUUGCAUUGCUGUUUACAGUAAACAAUUCUUCUUUACUAUAUAAAAUCACCCUGAGGAGAGCAAAGGCAGCGUAUUGCAGAUCAUCAGAAUUUGCAGGGCAGAAUGGGGAUUGGUGGGGAUUAUCAAUUUAUAGCUCUGAAUUAACCAAUGGUAGCAAAGAUGAUUUCUAUUUUCUUAUAUGAAUGGGUAUGCUUUGAAUUUCAGUCAAGAUACAGCAGCACAAACUCCUUUGGUCCCAGGCUCUAGAUUCUUAUUUUUCAAGAAGAAAAAUAUCUCGGUGAGGUAAAUGCUGUUGUCGUGUCCCACCCCCACUCCGACGAACGAGUCAAGGAAGUCCGUAACAAACUUGGCAACGAAGCCUCUGCAGCUUGCCAAGUUCCUUUGAGGUUUAUCAAGGCAGGCAGGAGUCCAAGUUGUGACUUCAGCGAUAGGGUCCGAUAUCAGCAAACUAGAUAAGACUUUGCUUGACUCAAGGUUGGAAUGCCAAAAGCUGGUCCUUUAUAUAGGCUGUGGGGUGUGGCUCCAUGACUCAGCAUUUAUCCAGGCCUGCCCCACCCUUCCUUCUGCUGGCGUCGCCUCUCAGAUCUCCGGAAGUGAGGGUGCACCUACUCUGAAUUGUCUUCAGCUGGAACUGCUAUCAGCGUCUGGGAAAGGGAGGGGUCAGAGGGAGUAGGCCCGGGUAAUUCCACCACUUGGCUGGCUUCCUGCUCUGAAGGCUGAGCCAAAGGAACACACGCUGUAUGAGUGAGGUUUAUUGGACUUCUCCUUUCACUCCUUGAAUCCUCUCCAGGCAUGGGGGCAGGGCCGGGGGCUGGAGUCAUGACAGGCCGUUCAUCUUCAUUAUCAGACUCGAAGUCUGAUAAAAGGCCCGGUUGGAGACGGGAGGGGCCCGGCUGAGGAGAGGAGGGAGGACGAGUCACAACAGCUGUAGAAUAGAGUGGAAGAAAUGUUUCAGGUUUUUUUAACAUCAAACCAUAAUUUUGGGUCAGCUUGUGAGGCUGAUUUACACUGAGUUAGAGAUACUUAGAGCCUCUACAGCUCUGUUCUAGAUUUUUGCUGUAGUUUGGUAGCAUAUAACUACAGAAUUAUAUUUGGCCAUUUGGGCUUCAGUCCCGUUAAUGUGCAGGUUUUUAGAUGACGUACCGCCCAUUGAGUAAUAGGAAAAGUCAGAGAUAAAUGAAGAGAAGAACAAGUUUUAGAAGGGUUAACUUUCAUAGAAUAUUUUCCUUUUGAUAGAUAAGAGUAGGAAAAGAUAGUUUAGCCAUGGUACAGCCUCUCCAUGCAAGUUGAACUAUAUCAUUUCCAGUUUCCAUCCUUCAUUCUAGAUAAAAGCCAAUACUGAUGUUUAUGGAUUGAGACGGUUUCACCAUUAACCUUUUGAAAAAUGUGUUAAGGCGCCAGACUAGAAAUCAGGAAAGCAGUGCUAGUCCCGCUUUAGACAUAAAAGCCACAGAGUGGCCAUGAGCCAGUCAUACACACUUGGCCCAGUUCACCUCAGGGGGUGGUUGUGGGGAAAACAGGAGGAGAAGGGAGUUUUAGUUUCCUGACUUGAGUUAUUUACAGAAAUAAUAAAGGUGGGAUGAAAAAAAAAACAAUUGCUUGGAAGAAAACCAAGGACUCCAUUACCCAUUUCAGCAAGCAUUGCCCAUUUUCUAUUACUCAUCAUGGAAAUACCACAUUAAAAUGACAGCUCUAGGAAUUGGAUCAUUUUUUCUCAUGAUUUUAAGUCGUGAUCUGGCCUUCUGUUUUUAAUAAUGAUCUGCCAGAUGUUUCCCAGCAGCCAAUUGACAAGAGUGUAGCAAUCAUUUGUCUUUUAAGUUGCACGUGCCCCCAAAACAGCACUCUUGGGUAGGCCUAUUCUCUUCUCUGAAUUUGUAUUACACCUUGAAGAAGGUAUCAAAGGCAGUAUCACAUUUUGUAUUGGUCAGUCCUAUAAAUUAGCCUUUAUUUUUUUUUUUGCAUGUUCUACAUCUACAGUAUUUAUACAGCAGUAUCAGUGUGUAUUGUUCUUUUACAAAUAGGUAAAAACACAUCAGUGUGUCUUGUGCUUUACAUAGGUAAAAGAGUGGUCAACAUACAGGAAUUUUUAAUUAAAGUCAAUAAGAACCAGAAAGAGAACAAAAUUUAGGUAAAUUCAAUUCCACCAGACACGUCUUUAUAUUAAGUAUUAAAGUAAAUAAGUUAGAUGGCAUGAAUUUCUAGUUCUUUUAUUUUACCCCUUUUAUUCAUGCAAUUCAUAAAUGUAUAACUGGUAUCAGAAUCCCCUCAUUCUUUAGCUGCUGCUGCUUCUAAGCAAACAAUCCAUGUUUUUAAGAUUUCACUGGCAAGACGAAAAAUGUAACCUUUUGGUACUUUGACUGUCAUUGGCAUCUUUUCCUGGCACCCAAAACAUCCAGAUGAGGGCAUGCUAAAUUAUCAUGGGCCUACCCUUCAUUUCAGACCUUUUCCUAAAAUUUAAUUAGCUUCUCUUCAUAAUUGAUGUACAGUUUUUGCAUUUUCAUUAAGCUCUCUGGAUGACUUAGGAUAAUAUUUCCACUUAGAUCUGUAACUCUGUUACAAAAUUUUAAUCAUUAUUUUUGCUUUGUGCCCCCUAGCCAUUUUUUAGCUCAAUACAGCUACAUUUUUUUUCUCCUGAAUUUUUUAGUAUUACCUAAAAACUCAAGCAAUUUACUCUUCAGCCAUAACUAAUCAGGGAAGCAAAUGCAAAUUAUAUGAGGACAUAUUAAAAAGUGCAAAGUCUGGGGAAUUCCUUUGUCCACAUUCCUCACAUUUGUUUAUAUUUACUGUCUGCUUCCUGCUCUUUUACCGAAUAUUAAUCCACUAACAAGAUCUUACUUGUGAUUAUUGACUUUUUCAGCCCUUCAUUUUUAUAUACAAAAGAUCUCUGCUACCCAGAUGCUGAUGCUUUUCAAUACUCCAAAUGUUAGUAAAAUGAAUUUUCCUCUUCUCAGCAAUUUUUUAUUAGUGUACGUAAUAGUGCAAGCUUUCAUAAUUAACUGGAGGAAAUGUUAGGUGAAUAUGUUUAUUUUAUUUUCUGGUUGUUUUUUUUUUAUACAGUGAUAUUACUUUGGCUACCCCUUCAUAUUCGACUAAGGAGACUAAGUUUAAUGAUGAUUCGCUGUGUCACUAAAAUUUUAUUGUGAUGGAUCAGCGGAAUAAUGGCCCCUGCCUUCCAAUCCCAAUAGCAUCCAAUCCCUUCUGACUUCAAUUUCUGUUGAAGCCUUGACUUCACCGAAACCAAAUUAUUCAUUCCAUCAUCAUUCUAUCUUUCAAGUAAUGAAUAUUCAUUUUCUGUGACUCCUCUUAGCAACAUCUCAGAUUUACACUAUAACACAUUAAAGGGGGAAUUCUAUGAACUAGAAUGGGUUUACUGGUUCUCAUUGAGUUUUACAGAACACAAGUAGGGGUCAAAACAUGAUUCUUUUCUCAUAUAUUAAAAUAAUUAAUAGCAGAUUUGUCCCCACCCUUUCACAAUGGUGCCUCAGAAUUGUUUCCCCUUUCUCUUAGGGGAAUUAUGAUUAUAGUAAUAUUCAUGUGCCUGAAUUCUCCAGAAUCCUUCAGUAGGGACAUUUUACCAUAAAACAUGCAAAAGCACAUUUCAUACUUGCAGCCAUAGAUUCCUGCAUCAUAGUUAAUUUAUUUUUAAAUUAUUAACAUAAUUUAUAUACCAUGCUAAAAACUUUGAACUGUGUUCCAAAAAAAUUGGAUGUAAAAGUUACUUUGUAGAGUACACUGUCAUAACAAUGAUGAUCCUUUACUAAGCAGAAAGAACAUCAAUGGCCCAAUUAAAAAGGAAAAUCUUGGGAGAUUCCCUAAACACCAAAAGUGAGAAAGUCAAGCAUAUCUCCAAGGGUAGCCUACUCAACAGGAUGGGGCCUGCCUUCUGCCCCAUACCUAGCUAUCUGUCUUCAUAUGGGUUACGAUCUUAAGGAGGAGCUCCUUUGAUCUGGUGAACAAAGAAAAGAAUUUUGGAUAAGGAGAUCCCUGAAACAGCCCAUUGAUCCACUGGAUUAAGAGCCUCUUACUAAUAACAAAUUACAACCAUGGGGCUGAUUAGAAGAUCGGUAGAAAAUUUGUAAAAGACCAGAUUAGCAGUUAAGCAUAAUUAUUGCAUAUAAGGCUGUGUAAAAAGCUAAGAACUUUCUUCUAGGCUCCCGAGUUCUGAAGGAGUAUUAUAAUUUUUGUCCAAUGGUUUCCCAUAGUUAAAUCCACAUAACUGCAACGUAAAAGGGUUUUAAGCAUAUUCCAUAUGCUUAUCAUAUGUCUAAUGAUUGUUUAGCAGAAAGGGGCAGAUUGUUUAAUCACCUUCCCCUUAGUUUAGCAGAGCUUCAUCAAUGGAAUAUAGCAAUGUUCACAAAAAUUUAAACUGAUUUAGCCAUCUCACUCAAGCUAAGCAAUAUCCAUCUGAUGGGAGAAGAAAACCUUCCCUUUUGGCUAACAUAAGAGUUAAACUGUUGCUGCAUCUACUUUUACUUUUCAUCCAUGGAGUUGCUAGUACAAGAUGGAUCUGCCUAUCUGAUAUAAAAUAAACUAGUCUUUUUUUUUGGUUCAACUCAACUCAUAACAUGACAUGAUAUAACAUAAUUGUUAAAUUUCUCUUAGCUGAAACACCAUGUAUGUUUGGUUGCAUCCUUAUGAGUGCAACUGAUGGGGCCUAAGAUCCAAAGGCCCUAAGUGUUCAACAAUUAAAUGGGACAUUUAUAUCCUUGACCUUGUUGGUAGGGGAUAAUUGGUCAUAUUUUUGGAGAUGUUAGAUUGGGUAAAUCUGGAAAGUUCUGCAUAAUCCUUUCUAAACUGAAUAGCAACAUCAGUGAGUAGAAUUUUCUGGGCUAUAUCUGACAUCUAUAGCAGCAUCUGAAAUUUUCUUUUUGUGAAAGCCCUUUUCCUUCCCUUUUCCUUUUCCCCUUUCUGAUAUUUAUGAUGAUGAUUCUGGAAUAUUGGUAAGUAUUUUAUUAAGUAGAACUACAGAAGAAUUUAUACAUGACUACUCAUGUGGAAGUUCAAGUAGAAAGCCAAACUGAGCACUUUCUGUCAACAGAAAGCUCGUGCAAAGCAAAUUUGCACUGAAGUGUGCUUUUUGAAAGGGUGCUUGGGUGAAGUGCAAGGAAUAUGAACAACACUUUUAACUGCUGAAAAGAUGAAACUCGGCUGUAAACCCUACUAAUGCACAUAAGGUUAAAAUAGAAGGUGGGAACAUCCUUGAUUUUGAAAGAAGUUGAGGUGGGAUUUCUGAGUGGGUGGUUAUAAGCUUAGCAGGCCAUGCUCUCUAGCUGGCCCAUUAAAUUGCACUACAGGUGGCUGUUGACUAUGUUACUGGUUCUUUUAUCUCAUCCUCAGAUUAUAAAUCUAGGACACAGAGACAUCUUUUUUUUAUUGAAUUAAGAUGAUUUAAUGAUGCAAUUCAUGCUGGAAUUGUGGGAGUGAAUCAGCUGUCACUCAACAUACAGUCACCCCAAAUUAAUACCCUGGCAAAUAUUGAGGUGUACAGCUUCAUUUCAGAAAGGAAAGCCCAUGUGCCUGUGUAACACAACAUACAUUAUUCAUCUCUUAUCUUCUGAUGUCAGGUACUGCAGCUUUUAGAAGCCAUUAAAAAUGCCCAGGCAGUUUGCAUUUUCUGUCAGUUGUAUUUUUGGGUACAAACCACAGGACCAUUUUUCAUAGUCCAUCAGUAGGCCAUUCUGCUUGCUUGCAGUAUUACUCUUAACAGGCCAACAAUGUGUGCUUAUUUUGAGCCUGGGGGAGCUGAAAUCUUUUGUAAGAAUGUAAAAAAAAUGAAAUUGAAGCAUUUAGUCCGUCUUAACUGUACUGUGGUUUCAGUGCUUUUUCACCAAUGUGAAAAAUAGAAGGUAGGACAGUAUUUUCUGCAGUGAAGGCAAGCUCCAUUACUGUGCAAAUUAUCUGGUACCCAAAUUUCACAGCCCAUACUGAUCCCACCUUUGAGGCAAGGUACCCAGGGAGGGGUAAGAGUGGCAGCAGACGUGAGUUGCAGGAGACAUGGCCAUGAAGUACCUUCAUCUCUGUCACAGUUCAUUUUUAGAAACUGGUGUUUAAGCUAAAGUGAUAUAUGUGUGUUUCUCUGUGUGUAUGUGUGAGAGAGACAUUGAUUGUUUGCCAAAUUAAAAGGCACUAUGUCUUUCUGUUAGAAUGACUGAAAGACACUUCUCUGACUUCCACAUUGUAUCCUGCAGGAAUGAAACCACACAGCCAUUUAGGUAAAUUAAGAGAUUUUGGCAGGGAGAAUAUUUUUUUUUCUUUUUUCCCCCUCCCCUCCCCCAUGCAAUACAUUUGAUAUGAUUGAAAAACAAUUUUAAGAGCUUAUAAGUAAUAUAUUUUAAUUAAUAUAUAUUUUAAUACCUCUAUUUCAAGAAUGAUAAAAGAUUUGUGAAAUUGGUGUGUGUAUGUGUAUGUAUGCAAUUUUGAACGUGUUUUCCCCCCAUUAGGGGACCUGGUAAGCACCCCAGGUUGCAAUAAAAAUUGAAGAACUGUUAAAAAACAAGGUUUCCCAGGAACUGUUUCAUUUUUAUAAGCCAAGAAGUGAGUAAAGAUACCUUAGAGUGUACUAAACUUUAAUUGUUGCCUUUUAAAAAGAAACUUAAAUUGGAAUUGAGAAUAUAGAGAGUCAGAUUGAGACCAUUUAAAAAGUCAUAUUUUUUCAGAAAUGAUAUAGAAAAAUAUUUUACUUAAAAAAUUUAAGUAUUUGAAAUAAAUAUAGGUAUGUAAAUAUGCUGUAUGUACUUCAUAUAUUCUUUUAUUUUACAAUUUAUUGUAAACAGAUGGAUAUUAAAAUUCUUUAAACUGG